Diatraea saccharalis (sugarcane borer) is the source of this 683-nucleotide messenger RNA. The record is from the annotation of a GenBank genome assembly. Lineage: Eukaryota; Metazoa; Arthropoda; Insecta; Lepidoptera; Crambidae.
ACAACUUUAACACAACAGUUAUACGACACAAAAUAAACUUUAAUCGAAAUGAAAUAGGAGUUACCUCAUGUGAAUAAGAAAAUUGGUUUCAUAAUAAUAUACAAUAUAUAAUAAAAAAAAACAAAUGCUUAAUAUAAUGAGGAACAGUGAAUUGCUCAGCCACUUUGGCGAUAAGUGAAGAGAGAGAACAUAUAAUGGUCUGCAAAUGUUUUUGUCUGGGGAUGAUGGUGGUGGCUGCCAUCACAUCGGUGAAGGGAACAGCGGAGGUGAUGAGCCAUGUCACCGCUCACUUCGGGAAAGCUUUGGACGAAUGUCGAGAAGAGGCGGGCUUAUCGACUGAUGUCCUGGAUGAGUUCAAAAAUUUCUGGAGCGAAGAUUUCGAGGUGGUGCAUCGAGAACUUGGCUGUGCUCUGAUCUGCAUGUCGAAUAAACUGUCCCUGCUGCAUGACGACACCCGAGUCCAUCGGGUCAACAUGCUCGACUACAUCAAGAAUUUCCCGAACGGUGAGGUUUUGUCAGAGAAAAUGGUGACACUUAUCAAGAAUUGUGAGAAACAGUUUGACAACAUCAAGGAUGACUGCGACCGUACAGUGAAAGUUGCAGCCUGCUUCAAAGCUGACGCCAAGAAAGAAGGGAUCGCCCCUGAAGUCGCCAUGGUAGAAACAGUUAUAGAACUCUAUUAA